Molecule: messenger RNA, 1227 nt
Organism: Trichoderma citrinoviride
Lineage: Eukaryota; Fungi; Ascomycota; Sordariomycetes; Hypocreales; Hypocreaceae
Exons: 5
Coding region: 424-1152 (242 amino acids)
Biological process (GO): cytokinin biosynthetic process
Cellular component (GO): cytosol
Molecular function (GO): hydrolase activity, hydrolyzing N-glycosyl compounds
Source: RefSeq, a predicted model, not a curated record
GGUGGCCGAUGGCUGCCGGGGGGGAGUCGAGACUAGCGGCAGCCCGUUUGCGCCGCCCGGAUCUUUGGACCGCAAAAACGUUCGCUGCAGCGUCAUCGCUCCCCAGCAGAUACAUCUAGCCGCGACUUCGCCACCUACUUUCGCGUCUUUCUCAUCUUCCUCCUUCUACUCUCCCUUUUCCCUUAUUUUACAUCUUCUAUCCUCUCUUUUUUCGACGAAGAGUAUACUCGAUUGCCACUAUUCAAGCACAAGAAUACAAGAGCUGCUGUAGCCUCGCUCCUUUCGCUGUCUUGGCUCUAUUUACGCCCAACCACUCCUUAGGCGUCUACACCCAACCUCAGUCGACCUCAACCUCCUUAUCCGAUUUCGACGCCUUUCUUUCUGGACCCCUCCAAAGAAGUCACAUCUCCAACAUCCCCCACCAUGACCGCUGAUAGCACCGUCACCGGCCAGAACGGCUCCUCCAACGGAACCGCCAACGGCACCACCAACGGCACCCCUCGCACCAAGAUCUGCGUAUACUGCGGCUCAGCAGCCGGAAACGACCCGGAACAUGUCGAAGUCGCCCGCGAGCUCGCCCGCGUCAUGGCUGAAAACGACAUCGACCUCGUCUACGGAGGCGGCACCGUCGGCCUCAUGGGCGAAGUUGCCAAGACCCUCACCAAACUCAAGGGCCCCGACGCCGUCCACGGCAUCAUCCCCGAGGCCCUCGUCAAGUACGAGCGCGACGGCACCUACCAGACGGUCAACACGGCCAACCAGUACGUGCCCACCGAGUCCGAGUACGGCCGGACGACGGUCGUCAAGGACAUGCACACGCGCAAGAAGCUCAUGGCCGAGGAGGUCUUCGCCGGCGGGCCCGGCAGCGGCUUCAUCGCCCUCAGCGGCGGCUACGGCACCGUCGAGGAGCUCUUCGAGACCGUCACCUGGAACCAGCUCGGCAUCCACAAGCGCGGCAUCUGCCUGCUCAACAUCAACGGCUACUGGGACGGCAUCAUCCAGUGGGUCGACAAGGCCGUCGAGCAGGGCUUCGUCAAGCUGCCCAACAAGGACAUUCUCGUUACCGCCACCAGCGCCGAGGACGCCAUCCUCGGGCUGAUGAACUACCAGGUUUCCGAGGGCACUUUCAAGCUAGAAUGGGGUUCGCAAUAAACGGGGGCUGGUUUAGGAUAGGAAUAGGAUAUAGAAGUUUCUUUUGUUCUUUUUCAUUUGGCUCUGUUGUUCCUU